AUGUUGCGCCUGGCUUACCUUCUAACCGCGGCGGCCUCGCUCGCGUCGGCCAACAUCAACUUCACUUGGGUGCAACCCAGCUGCAGCCCUACCGAUACCUACAACAAGUGUCUCCGCGGCCAGCACUGCGAGGGAACAACAUGUUACGCCAAUGUCGAAAUGCCAGCCGAGCACAACUGGGACCAUGAGGAACUGGAAAAGAGGGAAUACAUGGCGGCCGGCUUCAGGCUGGCGCCUGCACACGCACACUUCCGCCUCGGCAAGAGACAGGGCGGCGCUGUCACCACUGACGGUUCUUGCGGGGCCCAGAACGGUGGCAAGGUCUGUGGCAAUUGGGCCAGUGGUUCCUGCUGCUCCAAGUAUGGAUAUUGCGGAAAGACCAACGCCUACUGUGGCGACGGCUGUCAGAACGGGCCUUGCCUGAACGCUCAGAGUACCAGCUCCAAGUCGACUUCGAGCUCUUCGGCCCCCACUUCGUCGUCAACCUCCAGCACCAUCAGCGCAGAGUCGGCUGUACAGACCGACGUGCCUACAAAGGACGGAAGCUGUGGCAAGCAAUUCGGCAACACCAUCUGCGGCAGCUGGAAGGACGGCAACUGCUGCUCCGAAUGGGGCUACUGUGGCAAAACUGAGGCCUACUGUGGUACCGGCUGCCAGAGCGGCGACUGUCUAGACGCCCAAUCUGCAUAUCCUGCGGAGAGCUCGUCGACUUCGUCAGCAUCCACUCCUUCAUAUUCACCAGCCCCGCCCAACUCGGCGGCUGGCGCUUCUUCGACCAGUUCAUCUUCGUCCUCGGUCGCUUCGUCGUCAUCGGCCACCCAGCCGGGAAACACCGGAGUCCCAGCAACUCAAAAGGUGACCACCGACGGAAAAUGCGGUGCCGCCAACGGCGGAACUGUCUGUGGCAACUGGGCGUUGGGCAACUGCUGCUCCAGCUACGGAUAUUGCGGAAACACGGCUGCUCACUGCGGUGAUGGUUGCCAGAGCGGAAACUGCGUCAACCCACCUGCUGGACAGUCCUCUGCUAACACCAACGGUGCUCCCACUACCAUCAGCACUUCUGCCAUCGGUGGCAACACCGCUGUUGUUGCUACUUCUUCCAGCAGCUCGUCUUCUUCCAGCAUUGCAUCUUCUUCAAGUACUUCCAGUAGCGCCGCUUCUACUCCAAGUGCCAAGGUAACUGUCGAUGGCUCUUGUGGCAAGCAGUUUGGCAACACUGUCUGUGGCAACUGGCCCAUUGGAAAUUGCUGUUCCUCGUACGGAUACUGCGGUUCCGGAGCCACAUACUGCGGCGAUGGCUGCCAGAGUGGAAACUGCGUCAACCCACCUCUGUCAGCUUCUUCCUCAUCUUUGAGCAGCUCCCAGGCUACCACGAUGGUUACCUCCGUUUCUCAGACCUCUAGCAGCAGCACCAGCAGCACCGCCUCGUCAACCCCGAGCCCCUCCCUCCAGGUCACAAAGGACGGCUCCUGCGGCGCUCAGUACGGCGAAACGGUAUGUGGAAACUGGGCAGCUGGUAACUGCUGCUCCAUGUACGGAUACUGUGGCAACGGCUCGGCCCAUUGUGGAGAUGGUUGCCAGAGCGGUAACUGCACAGGACCUCCUCAUCUCCCUGCUCCUGGACCCAAGGCUGCCCCUGCCAGUUCCAACCCCGGUUCCUUCAAGAUCGUUGGUGAGUCGGGUGUACCUGCUAUGCACUGUGGUCUACUGCCCAACGGAAAGGUCUUCUUCUUGGACAAGGUCGAGUCCUUCACCCAGCUUAAGCUGCCCAACGGUGACUGGGCCUACUCUUCCGAGUAUGAUCCCGAGACAAACACGGCUGUCCCGCUGUCGUACAAGACCAACUCUUUCUGCUCUGGUGGUGCACCUCUUGCCAAUGGUCGCUUCAUGUCGAUUGGUGGCAACGCCCCGCUGCCUUGGCUGGCUCCGGAUGUUGGUGAUGGUUUCGACGGCAUCCGUUACCUGACGCGCUCCUUGGACAAAAACUCGUCGAUGGAUGGCCAAGGCUGGGAUGAGCCAGGUAACAAGCUGUCGUCUCCCCGUUGGUACCCCAGCGCCCAGACUCUGCCCGAUGGUCGUGUCUUUGUCGCGUCCGGUAGCUUGAAUGGUCUUGCCCCGGAGAACUCGUCCAACAACAACCCGACAUACGAGAUGCUUGACCGUAACGGAGUCUCGUCUGGCCAAUAUGUUAAGAUGGACCUCCUUGAGAGGGCUCAGCCAUACUACAUGUACCCAUUCAUUCACCUCCUGAACGACGGCAAUCUCUUCAUUUUUGCCGCCCAAAUCUCGCAGAUCUUCAGCGUCGGCAGCGGUGCCACCACUGGUACGGUUGUCAAGGAGAUGCCCGAGCUGCCCGGUGACUACCGUACUUACCCCAACACCGGCGGCUCUGUCAUGUUGCCUCUUUCCAAGGCCAACGGCUACGCACCAGAUAUCCUCAUCUGCGGAGGUGGUCCUUACCAGGACGUCACUGCCCCGACCGAGCCGUCCUGUGGCCGCAUCAAGCCAUUGGACCCGAACCCCAAGUGGGAGAUGGACGCCAUGCCCGACGGACGUGUCAUGACUGAAGGUGUACUCCUGCUGGAUGGCACCGUCUUCUUUGUCAACGGCGCUCACCAGGGAGCCCAGGGCUUUGGCGUGGCCGACAAGCCCGCUUUCACCUCGCUCCUCUACGAUCCCGCCCUGCCCGUUGGCCAGCGUUUCACGACUGCUGCAACUAGCACCAUCGCGCGCAUGUAUCACUCGGUGUCGCUGAUGCUCGAGGAUGGCACCGUCCUCAUCGCUGGUAGCAAUCCGGUCCAGCAGCCCAUUCUGGAGGUGAGCGCCGACACACCCUUCGCGACCGAGUUCCGCGUUGAGCGCUACACACCCCCAUACUUGAGCAACGGCAAGCAGAACCUGAGGCCGCUCAACGUGACCCUGUCCGGCACCAGCAUGAAUCCCGGCCCCGCCGGUAGCAGCAUCCUCAACGUUCGCUUCGGCCUCCCCAGCUCCACGGUCAAGGACCUCAAGGUCGCGCUGUACUACAACGGCUACGUUACCCACAGCGUGCACAUGGGCCACCGCAUGGUCUACCUCGAGAACACUGGCUUCGCGGUCGGCAAGACGGCUCAGAACCUCAUCGUCCAGGCUCCCCCAAGCAACAACAUCACGCCGCCGGGCUAUUACAUCUUGUUCGUGAUUGCCGAUGGUGUGCCGAGCGUAGGCCAGCAGAUCAUGAUCAACUAG
Molecule: messenger RNA, 3228 nt
Organism: Pyricularia grisea
Lineage: Eukaryota; Fungi; Ascomycota; Sordariomycetes; Magnaporthales; Pyriculariaceae
Exons: 2
Coding region: 1-3228 (1075 amino acids)
Molecular function (GO): chitin binding
Source: RefSeq, a predicted model, not a curated record